Molecule: messenger RNA, 1293 nt
Organism: Bombina bombina (fire-bellied toad)
Lineage: Eukaryota; Metazoa; Chordata; Amphibia; Anura; Bombinatoridae
Gene: ASB2
Product: ankyrin repeat and SOCS box containing 2
Exons: 7
Coding region: 172-1275 (367 amino acids)
Molecular function (GO): protein binding
Source: RefSeq, a predicted model, not a curated record
GGUGCUCUAGAAAUAACCUCUAGCCUUCAAAGUCCCAGUUAGCCAGAGGUUUAACAGAAGACAGACAACCUGCAACAGUCAAGAGAUGAAGUCUUUGGAGAAAUUCUGAAGCACAGGAUUAGGAACUGAUACAUUUUUUUCUUAAAUACAAUAAGAGAAAAGUAAACGACAAUGGCGACACAAGUUUCCAGCUCACGACCGCAAAGAAGCACCAUAGGAUCAGAGGAGUACACUCUGUACAGCAGUAUGAGUGAAGAGGAACUCAUUCAAAUGGCAAUUGAACAAAGCCUGAUGGAUAAUUACCCUAGUCAAGCAAAUGCCCACAGUCAUCAAAAGUUAGCAGCCAAUGUCAAUACAGAAGCGGCAUCUGCUGGCAGAGUCAGUCGGCCAUCAUUCCCUAAACAACAACAAACUCAGGCGGGCAACAGAUCCUCACAGGCUACUGCUACCCAGCCACCUACCUCUCAAGCAAACUGUGUACUCAGCAAGAGAUAUGACGGCAGCUACUAUGCCACCUCCCAGAAUGUUGACAGGUCCCCUGUUGCACUGGCAAUCAUAAAUACAGAUGAGGAGUCCAUUACCAAUUUGAUCAAGGCUGGAAACAAUUUAAGUGAACCUGACAAGGAUGGAUGGCUACCACUGCAUGAGGCUGCAUAUUAUGGCGGUUUGACAUGUUUAAAGAUUUUAUUGAAAGCGUAUCCUGCGAGCAUCGACCAGCGCACCCUACAAGAGGAGACGGCUCUAUACAUGGCCACAGUUAGGGGAAACUUGGAGUGUUUACAGUUCCUGCUGCAGUCGGGCGCAGAACCUGACAUUGCCAAUAAAGCAAGAGAGACUCCGCUAUACAAAGCCAGUGAACGGAAAAACGCAGCAGCAGCAAAGUUACUGGUUGAUUACCGAGCUGAUGUUAAUCACCGCUGCAACCGUGGGUGGACAGCUUUGCAUGAGUCUGUAUCAAGGAAUGAUCUUGAUAUAAUUGAUAUUCUGGUGAAAGGAGGAGCAAAGAUUGAAGCAAAGAACUGCUAUGAUAUUACGCCUCUGUUUGUAGCGUCGCAGAGCGGUCAGCUUGACGCUUUGCGGUACCUUGUUAAAUGUGGAGCUGAUAUUAAUACACAAGCAAGUGACAGUGCCACAGCUCUGUAUGAGGCCUGUAAAAAUGGACACAGUGACAUUGUUGAAUUCCUGCUGGAGCAGGGCGCAGAUGCCAAUAAGUCUAACAAGGAUGGACUAUUACCUAUACAUGUCGCGGCAAAGACACGAGAUAACGAUGAGUAGGUUUUGCUCAGUCCUCCC